Molecule: messenger RNA, 3416 nt
Organism: Physella acuta
Lineage: Eukaryota; Metazoa; Mollusca; Gastropoda; Physidae
Molecular function (GO): endo-1,3(4)-beta-glucanase activity
Source: RefSeq, a predicted model, not a curated record
CAAAUUCUCCGCCCUACCACUUCACCGACCUCAAUAAUUACAAAGAUAAGCUUUAACAAGCUUCAGCUUCAGAUUAUUUUCUAAACUGUGAGAUGUGGAACUCGUUUUUAAUUUCCGUAAUAUAUCUAGUCGGCGUGUGUAAGGCUGUACUGCCCAACGCCCCCGACUGCCAUGCAGCCCAGGAUACAGUUCUAGACAAUGCUGACCCCAUCAGCUUGUUCGGCGUCACGCAUGAGCUGGGUGUCAAGGCUACUCCACAGAGGGUUGGCAACUUGCGACAAAAUGGACCUCUUCCUACUGGUCACUUCGCUACAAAUCACAUCAAGAACAAAGACAUUUGGCCAAUUAUACAAACACCAUAUCAAAUACUUUUAACGCCUGAUGGUGCUGUACAUGAUGCCUACACAAUGGAUCGCUGGAACGAUCCAAAGCGAACCGACUUCAUGGAACAGCAGUCGGCGUGGGAGCAGGGAAAACCUUGGAACAAACUUAAUGACAUGGGCUCCAAUAUGCGCCAGAUGACAACAGGGCCCGAUGGGAACCCGCUCUCAGGAUUCUCAGGCAAAUCAGGAGUGCAAGUUGAUAUCGCAGGCUCCACGGAGCCAACACUGACAUCUUUCGGGGAGUUGUACGCCAAUUUUCUCUAUCAUGGGACAACUGGAACCAUGGAGGUCCCAAUAGUUCGAGGGUCAGCGUUUGCUACCCACGUCCUCAAGUCUGCUAACCCAGUGGUCAAACCUUACUGUCUUACAGCAAUCAACAGACAUGCCGUCAGCUUCGAUUGUCCUGUUUUGCCGUCAGCUGGUGAUGGCGGCAGUGGUAACAUUGAAGGCGAAUGUCACGGUGGAGUGCUAACAAUUACAUUACACAACAGUAAGGCAGUCACAGACCUCAAGCUUUUACAGUGGGCGGCAGACCCUAAGAGUAACUGGGGAAGGACAUUCAUGCGAACAUGUGACGAUUCGCAUUGCACUGCUCAAGAUGGCGGGAAGACGAUCAAAAUUCGAAUCCCCAAUUCAUCAGGUGUGAUGAACUACGCCGUCAACUACAUCGGCCACUACCUUGUUCCUUCCGACUGGACCAACCACCCAGGGGAGACAACCUGCACAGCCAAGCGAGCAGUUAGUCACAGGGCGCCAGGUGACGUCACCUUAAGUGCAACCUGUACUACGUCACUAGACUUAACAGUCACUGUCGACUUGGGAACUGAACCUUUUCCAGGAAUAGACCAUUUUCAAUAUGCGCUAGAAACCGCUUCUGCCUGGGUGGGUGGCUUCACACCAGGUAUGCACACAUGUUCACCUGCACAGUGCCAACACGUUGGGAAUCAGGUUACCAUGAAGGUCAAGGCCCCGUCCAACGACUUCAAAUUUGCCGUCAAUUUGAUCGGAGUUACAACGCUCCCUAGAUCAGGGUGGCUGGAACAUCCGUACCAGGGGAAAUGUGAUGGCUCGGUCCUCACAGAUGGUGAUGCUGCUGUAAAUCCCCAGGGUACACAAGCACCAAAUCUGGUGACCUCUGGCCCAGUGAAUUAUGGGUACAACACUGGGGACAUCGCACAGGCCAACACCAAGUUUGUCCUGGAGUUGAGGGAGCCUGGAACAGAUCUACCCGACAGGAGUCGAAAAUUUCUUCUCUACUUCUCCUCACCUGUAAUCGCAGCAAUCAAUCAAGGUGAUAUCACCUUUUCACCCCCCGGAGGCGGUCAGUACAGUGGUCUACUUCAGGUAGCCUACGCCGGGUCAUCGCCACGAGGGGAUGGUUCUCAGAUCAACUUCUUCGACAAAUACGCUGGCGUGUAUGCCUACAAGCCUCAAGUCAAAUACUGCGUUAGUGACGCUCGAAACAAAGGCUACGUCAGCUUUGACUGGAACACAGUGGAUGCUUCAGGUUCUCCUGCUACGGCAGGAACUUUGCUCAUGGUUCCCAUGCCGCACCAGGCCAUCAUUCUGACAAAAUCCCACCCUGACAAGAUCGUCAGCACGCCAUUUUUUUUCAAAGGCUAUGAGGGCAAUGACUGGCUGAUGGACUACGACGUUCUACACACUCCAGUUGAUCCAGAUCCACAGGCUGUUGAAAGGGUCAAGGCCAACCCAACACAACUGCAGAACAUUCUAGCAGCUAUAGACAGGGAUGCACAGAAUGAAAACCUGGACGCUAUAUGUGAGCAUACAGACAGCUACAAUGGUGGAAAAGGUCUAGGAAUGGUGACAAGAUUGGCUAGUUUGUCCAGGGCGUUUAACACGAACCACUACACUAAGCUAGAAAACUCACUCAAAAACUGUCUGGAGAAAUGGCUUAGAAUACAAGAUACACUUGAUGACAUGUGGAAGUUCCAUUACGAUGACGUGUGGGGCGGGCUCUUUCUUAGAGCCACAGGAGAUUCUGGCAUCGACUGGGGAGUGGAUUACGGUUUCCCCUACUACAAUGACCACCACUUUCAUUUAGGCUACUUCAUCUACGCCCUGGCAUAUUACGUUAAACACAACCGCAGCUGGGGAAACGCUCACAAGGCCGCCAUUUAUGCCCUAGCCAGGGACGUUGGCAACCCCAGCCCUAAAGAUCCCUACUUCCCGGUCUCCAGACAAAAGGAUUUAUACACCGGCUUCUCGUGGGCCUCCGGCUUGGUGCCAGGAGUUCGACAAGAAGAGUCAGCGUCUGAGGGUAUCAAUUGUUAUCAUGGAUUAGCUGCUCUUGGAGAUGCAUUCAACGAUCAUAAUAUGAGACAAACUGGCCAGAUUUUACUAGCGAUGGAAGUGGCAUCUGUUCGUGAAUACUGGCAGGUGCGCUCUCAUAAUCGGAACCAGUUUCCUCCAAUUCUCCAAAACUUUGGUGUGGUUGGGAUGAUAACAGAACCAGACUUCUACGCGUACACUCUGAAUUGGCCGUGUGAUCCGAACAUCUUCCCCCAGCGUCAUGGUUGUCUGGUGGGCAUCCAGGUCAUCCCCAUCACGUCUGUGUCCAAGUACUGGAUGGAUCAGGAAUGGGCUGGAAGUAUUCAACAUACAUGUGAGUCUGCAAUAAAUCCAAGUUCGAACCCAUCUUAUUCCAUAGCAGAAAAGACAGCUGAUCUCUCUCGACCCCUUGGGAUUGGCUGGCAAGUGUUCUGUCACGCGGCUAUGGCACCACUGGACGCCAGCCACGCUGAGGCUGCUGCCAACUAUGUUAAAGACAGGCGUCCACAAGAUCUGGUGGGAGGGACAGGUGCUGCUAGCACCCUGCUCUUCAUUUAUGCCAGCACUUAAUGAGACAAACUCAUUAUCGUGCCAGCACUUAAUGAGAUUAAAACCCAACUCAUGAUUGUGUUUUUACCAUUAAGUAUAUUUCACGUUUUCUAAAGCUGAAAAUAUAAUAGUUGGGGGAGGGGAGUUAAGCAGAAAAUAAUUUCCAGUUGAAAUAAAAUUGUAUGAAAGCUU